AGGGGAAGGAAGCAAACGAGAGGAGAAAGUGGAAGCAAGACAGUGUCAGUGAAAGAAGGCAGUCUGACUGCACAGAAAAGGCGCUCGGCAAACAGCACGCACUCAUUGAGUCAGUGAUAUUCUGAACACGGAGAGCCGGUGCAAUUGAGCUCAAGAAAACAGUUUUCAGUGCAGAGAGAAAGCACAGAGACAGAGAAACAGAGGACGUGGUGUGAACAGAGAAGAGGAGAGGAGAGGUUCUUUGUGGAGAGAUGGACUCAGAUUCUGGGGAACAGAGUGAAGGAGAGCUCUCUCCAGGCCAAGAGAGCUUCAACUCCAAGAGUUUGGCCCUUCAGGCCCAAAAGAAGAUCUUGAGUAAAAUGGCCACCAUGGCCGUGGCAAAUCUCCUCACAGACGAUACCAGCAGCGAGAUUCUGGACGAACUCUACAAGGCCAGUCGCGAAUACAUCAAAAGCAAGAAGGAAGCUCACAAGAUCAUCAAAGAUGUCAUCAAGAUUGCCCUGAAGAUUGGCAUUCUCUACCGAAACCACCAAUUCAGUCCUGACGAGAUGGAGACCGUCGAACGCUUCAAAAAGAAGAUGAACCAGGCGGCCAUGACGGUGGUGAGCUUUUACGAGGUGGAGUACACAUUCGACCGCGGCAUUCUCUCCGAGCUGCUGAUGGAAUGUAGGGACCUUCUCCAUGAGCUGGUGGAGCACCACUUGACCGCACGCUCUCAUGCCCGUAUCGACCAUGUUUUCAACCAUUUCGCAGAUGUGGAUUUCCUGACCGAGCUGUACGGCCCAACUGAAGAGUACAGACUUAACCUGAGGAAGAUCUGCGAUGGGGUAAACAAACUCCUAGAUGAGGGCACACUUUAACCUCCAUUUCACGGUUCGUCGGAUGAGACUUCAUCAGGCUAUUGGGAUUUGAAUGGAGGGAUUUUACCCAGUUUGUGUUCUUUGGUUUUUGUUUGAAAUUUAGGCUGUCAUGAUAACUUGAUGAUGUCACUGUAACCCAACCUGUAGGGAUGGUCAACCAAAUGCAGAUUAAAGUCAAAUCCUGGUCUGUAUUGUCAACGUACCAGAUGAUUGUUUGGGGAAAAUCCAUUUAAGUGGAGAGCCUGAAUGAAUCAGUGUCCUGAAAACCUGUCCUUUGUGUGCAAUUGCAGGAACGUUUUAAAUUACGAGCUCCUUUAUAUGCACUGUAUGAAAUCUGUCCUUUAGGAAUGCAACCCUAGCUUUCUUCUAUGCGUCCAUGAGAACCAGUUAAGAUGUCCAGUUAAUCUAUUCUUAAGGAUAUAGUUCAUCCCAAAAUGAACAUUCUAUAGUCAGCUUCAUGAUGUUCCAAACCUGUAUGGCUUCAAAAAAAAAA
Carassius auratus (goldfish) is the source of this 1353-nucleotide messenger RNA. Its product is annotated as tumor necrosis factor alpha-induced protein 8-like protein 3. The record is from RefSeq and is a predicted model, not a curated record. Gene Ontology annotation, cellular component: cytoplasm. The transcript is spliced from 2 exons. The coding region runs from base 252 to 860 and encodes 202 amino acids. Lineage: Eukaryota; Metazoa; Chordata; Actinopteri; Cypriniformes; Cyprinidae. Gene Ontology annotation, biological process: regulation of apoptotic process.